UAUUAUUAAUUGUAAUAUUCCCCUCUGAUUCUCUUUACAGUUACACAAAAAAUCUAUCAUCAGAUAAAAUAAAUUUAAGUACCUUUCGUGGUGAAGGUGAAUUAUCUAAUUUACAAUUGGAUGAAGCUGUGCUCACCGAAUUAUUGGAGUUGCCUUCAUGGUUACGUUUAACAUCGGCGUGGUGUAAUCAUGUAUCUUUUCGUAUAAGCUGGACAAAAUUAAAAAGUGUUCCUAUAACGCUGACUCUAGAUGAGGUCAAUAUAACGGUGGAAACAUGUGACCCCACUUCACGUAGUGCAGAUAACAAAUCACCAAAUGGUGUUGGGAGUGGUGGAGGAGGGAGUGCAGGAGGAGGUUCAUUACCGCAGGCUCCUCAGGGCAAAUAUAGUUUUAUACAUAAAGUUGUUGAUGGCAUAACCAUUAUUGUUAAUACUGUUAAUGUAAAAUUUUUAAGUACCGCCUUUACAGCCUCGGUGCAGAUGUCACGCAUACGAGUUGAGUCCAAGACUCCCAAAUGGGCCAAUGGUGAUUUACGUUUUACCCGUCUCAAAGACACCCAUCGUGGUAUUAUAUUGAUAUUCAAAGAAUUAUCAUGGCAAACGGUACGCAUUGAGGCCAGCUCUACUCAGGAUAAAUCAUUAACACCCCUACGUUUACUUACCAAUCAUGCACGAUGUCGCAUAACCAUACGAAAACGUUUGUCGGAUUGUACUUUAUUAGCUUCACGUUUAGUUUUAAUUUUAGACGAUCUACUGUGGGUGCUAACGGACUCUCAAUUGAAAGCAGCUUUACAUUUUGUCGAUUCGCUGUCGGGUCUUAUUAAAUCGGCUACGGCGGCAACACAAAAAUCAAAAGCUGCCAGAAAAUUAGAGACUCUACCCGAGUAUCAGGCCCAAUUGGCGCAACAGCAAAAUCGCCAAAGUGAAUCGUCUCAUGCGAAUAAUCAGCUAAAAAUGUUUAAUGCUUUCGAUGUGAGAGAAACUUCGUAUCAUUUUUUUAGUCAACGUAUUGAUUUGCAUUUGUGUGAUGAUGAAGGAGAUGGUCGUUCUACUUAUCCAGAAUUGGAUAAAGGUGGUGCUCUACAAAUUUCAGUACAAGCUUUUCAAGUGGAUUACUAUCCCUAUCAUUUAGCCAAAUCCGAUAGAUCUCAUUGGGCCAAAUAUAAAGAAGCUUCAGUAUCUCCCGCUCUCUGGCUAAAAGAAUCGCUCAAUGCAUUUCGUGAAGCUGUACUAAAUCUAAGUCAACCAAAUCGUCCUUCCUCUCAUGCUCCCCUCGAACGCAGUACACCCAAUUCGCCCGUAACUCUAAAUCCCUCAGCUUUAGCAACACAAUAUGCUACCAGUAAAACCACAAAUACUUCUUCGACUGGCAGUAGUACACCCACACAAAUGGCUAGUAAUGUUGGUUCAGGAGCUUCGUCUGGAGGUAGUCAUCAUAGUCAUCAUACCCAGCAGCAAAAAACAAUACUCGAUAAUUUAUCGAAAUUAAUGUCUUCUUGUGUGAUAUUACGUAUCGAGGAUUUUCAGUUGUAUCGUGUAACGACAUCGGGUAAAAAACAAAUGCCCAAAGAGUUUGUAUCAGGUGACAAAGACCGUUAUUCAUUUCCAGCCGAAAUGCCCAUUUUACAUGCAGAAUUUACAUAUUUUUAUUAUCCUGGAGAUUUUAUAUUUCCUCUGCCCCCGUCCAAGGUGUUUGUACACAUCAAUCCACUCCAAGUACACUUUGAUCUCUGUUCUAUACUGUGGCUCAAUUCAUUUGCAUUGAAUUUGCACGAGCUAUUACGUACCAGUAUUGCAGCGGUAUCACCGACAAGUUCGGCUGCCGUUGGUUCGCCGUCCACCAUUGGAUCGCAUGGUUCCCAGUCGACAACAUUAAAGGGAUCAUCCAAAUUAUCCUUGUACAAUGAACCUGAAAACGAACCCAGUCUAAUGUAUAUGGAUGUUAAAGUUGAAGCUAUUAUGCCUCGCAUUGUUAUCGAAUCGAGUGUGGAGACACCGACAAAGGAUCGUCCCAAAAUGAUGCAGAUACAAAUAUCACGCUUCGCUUUAACCAAUAUACGUGAAAUGGGUUCAUCUCGUGCAGAUUUGGCACAAGCUUUACAUUCCUUACAGGAAGGUUCUUUAGUAUUUGGUACUGGAUUUCCUUCAGCCGCCGGUGACAUGUGCAUAGUUACGGAUCGUAUUUUAUCGCAUGUGGCCGCUACAGAUGUGGGAACGGCGGCCGAAGCAGCCGGAAAUAAUGGCAAUGGUGGUGUUGGUAGCGGACAACGUUCUUCAAUACCCAAAUCAUCUUCCUUACAAUGUCUGUCACGUUAUGCUAUGUGGUCUGAGCCUCGAGAUGUUUGGUGCAUAAAACUAGAUCCCGUUUGGAUAGAUUUUCUGGGUGCUCGUUCUCUGGGCGCCCACAAAUCCAUACCAUUCGUGGAUGCUGUACCCAUUACGUUGUGGUUGCAUUCCGGUUCGGGCACUACAGCCUCCGCCGGUAGCCAAAGUAACGCUGGUAGUCGUAAGGGCAGUAGUGGUGAUUCAAAUUCAAUGGCUUCCACCACUAAGGCGGGCAGUGCUUCCAUCGAAACGAAUAUCAAUCGUUUGGACUAUGCGAAUAGUAAUACAAAAUUACCUAGAAAUCCUUUUCUGGAUAGUGAAGAGGACAUAAAUGUGGAACGUAAAUCCCAAACAUCUUCGGAGGCUGCAGAACGUACAGCUGAUUUGCAUGCCAUUGCUCAUAUUUCAAAUUUAGUUAGUGUACAAAUUGAUCAUUACCAAUUGUUGUUAUUGCGCAUGGCUGAAGAGUUUAAUGAAAUGUCAACAUUUUUAUCGCUGGAUGCGGAAAGAAUAUUGCAAAAAGCAAAUACAAAAAAAUCUUUAAUAUUCGGUUGUGUUAUACCACAAAUUGAAGUGACUUUUGUUAUGCCUUCUCCUACACCUGGUAAGGAAUCAAGUGGUGGUGAUGCUGAAAGUGUCUUACCUGAUUCAGCUAGUUUGGGUGAUGAUUUACUUAUAAAUAGUACAAAUAUGACAUGGCCAACACCACCAUUAGAUCAUAAAAGCAAUACAUUCGGUAGUGUAGAAACACCAUCGCCGGUAACAAAUGAAGCACCGCCCUAUGAUAAUGGUAUACAUUUAUCAAAUCCAAAUACACAUGGAUACAAUGUUCAAAUACAAAGUUCAUCUACGAUGGCAUCUUCUACAACUAGUCAAACCUCUUCAACAAAACCAGAUACUGGAGUAUUUACCCAAUCGGUAACGUCUUCCAUAUCAAAAAGUUAUAGAUCAACGAGAAACUCAACUAGUGAUGCUCCCAGUAUAACGAAGGAAAUCAAUUCGGGUCUCAUGUCCAUGAAAAAAGGUUUCUCCAGUUUUAUGACCUCCAUUGAUUCAGCCAUUACCUCAAGGGCUCCUAAUGACGAUAUGAGUGAUACUUUCUCCAUACAAAGUGAUAUUAGUUCAGAUUCGGAAAAUUUUGCCAUUGUUAUGGGUGAUGAUAAGACAAUGGACUGUAUAGAUGUUAUGUUUCGUUUAAAUCCUUUUACCAAUGAUGGUACGAUAAAGGCAUCACCAGUAGAAGUGGCCAGUGAAGUUUAUGAAGAACCCAUUAAAACAAAUCUUAGUUCUCCCUCAGAACCCUCAGAGGCCAGUACGUGGCGGAGAAGAGAUUUAGUUUCAAUGGUUACUUUUAGAUUAACUACCGUUGAAGUAAUUAGACAACAAGAGGGCAAUAAUUCCACAUUACGUGUUCAAGUGGCUGCCAUACAAUGCGAUGAAUGUGGUGCCAUACCAUGGGAUGAAUUACAGAAUGCUCAUCAAGCUAACAAGAACAAAUUUGGUGCCCGUUGCACCUGGAAUUUAGCGCCUUAUAAUCCUGAGGCUCCGCCUUGCAUACGUUUACGCUUAGAAGAGACCAUAAAAACCGCCCAAGGAUGCUACACAUGUGGGUGAUAAAAAAGUUAUACAGAAUGGGUCUCCCAUCAUGCUGACAUACGAGUGAGUGAUAUUAGUUUGGAUUUGUCGAUGAGUACGGUUAUUGGUUUAGCCGAUUUGGCGGAAGAUGAAAGUGAUAUCAUCGAAUAUUUUAACCCUUAAAUGUAAGUUGUAACUGUUGAAAAUGUGCGUAUAAAUUUAAUUGAAGAUCGACCUCCUGUUAAUAUUACCUCACCGGGACCAGUGCCCAUUAAUUUGGCCAUCGGUCGUAUGCAUUUGAAACGUGAUAAAACUGGACUUUUACACAUACAACCUAUAGAAACAAAUUUAAAUGGUACUGGCAUUGCCAAUAAUCCCCUAACGGCGGCCAUGUUAAAAACACCCGCCAACAGUCCACGUGAACGAGAACGUGAUCGUGAAUUAUUGUCAUUGCAAUUGAUAAUGCAACAAAUCAAAAUGGACAAUGAUAAUUUGCGUAAACAAUUACAAAAUGCUAAAGAAAAUUCAGAAAGUUAUAGACAAAAAUCCAAACAAGAAACUGAUGUUUUACGUUCCUAUUUGAAAGCUGCUCAAGAUGAUAUUACCAUACUAUUGGAAGAGAAAAAAGCUUUACUUGAUACCAUACGUUCUCUCCAGUGUAAACUCAAUACACACGACACAAAUGCAAGGAUUAAAGGUUCGAUGUUUAAUUGUUUAAAGCUUUAAUACACUUGUUUAUUUACCUCAAAUACACUUAUUUAAUAAUUAUUUUAAAACAUGUUUGCAUGCUUUAGUCGAUAUCUUAAGAGUUUUUUUAAAUAUUUAAAAUGUUUUUUAAAAAGAGAGAAAAAAUUUAAAAAAGUGGAAGAUAUGUAGGUAUAGUUUAUGCAAUGCUUUAUGCGUGUAACCAUUGUAUUUAGUUUACUCCCAUGAUGAUAUGUUUCCUUACUUCAGGGACCCACGGUGAUAUGUGAGAUGUCUGCUUACACGAACAAAGGAGAGAAAAUCAAUUGACGAAACAAAUACCAUGAUCAUUCAAUUGAAACUGUCAUUAAAGCCUUAGAACUCCUUCUGACAUCAUCCAUUUUAUUACACUUACAUUCGUCACAACCACCAGAAUUUAUUGCAUGUACGUUACCUGGUCUCUGGGCAAUAUAACUCAUUACUCUCCUUAUAGUAC
This is a messenger RNA of Lucilia sericata (common green bottle fly), 5079 nucleotides long. Its product is annotated as UHRF1-binding protein 1-like. Lineage: Eukaryota; Metazoa; Arthropoda; Insecta; Diptera; Calliphoridae. The record is from RefSeq and is a predicted model, not a curated record.